UACUUCAACGCAUCGUUCGAAAGAUCUAUUUGAUAUUUAAAAUAAGUGUUUUUUUUUAAGUAAUAAUUGAUAAGGUGUAGACAUGCAGCCUCUGCCUCUCGCAUGUUUCCUGUCUCUAAUACGUCCCCCGGGCGUGCAGUUCGAGACGGCGCUGCUGCAGUCGUACGCACUGGACAAGAACAAGUGCCCCUUCGUGUUGGACGGUCAUGACAUCGACUUCCUGCUUUACACGAGAAACAACCCCCUCGUCCCGCAGACGCUGCUGGUGGGCGACGACGAGCGGCUGUUCGCCUCCAACAUGGACUUCAACGACCCCACAGUCUUCCUCUUCCAUGGCUUCAUGGAGACGCCCGAUGACGGCAGCCCGCUGCUUAUUAGGGAAGCGUACAUGUACCGCGGCGACACGAACGUGAUCACGGUGGACUCGUCGCGGCUGGAGGCGGGUCCGUGGUACUUCACCGCCGCCGACAACACCUGGUACAUCGGCAACUUCGCCGCGCGCUUGGUCGACUACCUCGUCUCCAGAGGACUGAAAUUAUCCAACACCCACUUCGUCGGGCACAGUCUCGGUGCGCAGAGCGCCGGCGUCGCUGGAAGCGCCCUCACAUCCGGGCGAGUCGCUCGCAUCACGGGUCUGGACCCGGCGUGGCCGGUGUUCUGCAAGCUGCCGCCGCCGCAGAGGCUGGACGAGACCGACGCCGAGUUUGUCGACGUGAUACACGCUGAUGCCGGGAUAUUCGGUUUCAAAUACGCGGUGGGUCACGUUGACUUCUGGCCGAACGGCGGGCGGAGUCCACAGCCGGGCUGCGAGCUCAGCCACACGCUGCCCAAACAGCUGCUGCUUAACAACUGUGGAAACACAAAACACUGCUACAACGUCUACCUAAGAGACCAUACGCAAGAUGAGAAAAACACGAGACAAACAGUUGACAUCGCAAGUUAUUUAAUCUCACGAAACAAGAUGACACUUGCAAAUAAAAUAAACCCAGCAAAGAAAUUCGGUGCAGUCACUGCAGACAAACACACGCAUAAAAAAAGAAAAACCUUCCAAUACAAACAGCAACAAUCCAAAAUCGAAAAUUCAAAUUCAGAACACCACCGACAACGGAGGUUCGUUCCAUUUUUCAAAUCGGAGGCGACGGAGAACGAGAACUUCUUAUUUCGAAUUUUGGAAUUCCUCAUGAAGCAUCGUAAAAAUGUAAUUCCCAUCGUGACUGUCGUGCGAGAGAUCAAUACUCUGGUUAAAUCCAGCAACGGGGAGCUGAACCAUUUUGUGAAGGAGAGGAACAACUACAUCGGCACACCGCCGCCCUUCCAGCCGGUCACUUACACCUUGGAACUGGACAACAACUCCAAGUGGAAGACUUUUGUGAAGAAGCUGUUCGGGCUACGGCAGGGCGACAACCUGUCCAUCACCAGUAGCAGGAAGUAGACUCGACAUAAGUAGAAGAUUAGACUAAUUUGAACGCGCGAGGCAACUACUUCCUGAUGACUCACCGUAAGUCUCCGUUCUCGAUAGAAACAUUGCCACAACACUAAUUUUAUUGUAGCUUUAAAUUUCGUUAUAUUUUAAUUAAUAUAACUUUUAGAACGUA
Aricia agestis (brown argus) is the source of this 1595-nucleotide messenger RNA. RefSeq names its product pancreatic lipase-related protein 2-like. The record is from RefSeq and is a predicted model, not a curated record. Gene Ontology annotation, molecular function: lipase activity. Lineage: Eukaryota; Metazoa; Arthropoda; Insecta; Lepidoptera; Lycaenidae. The transcript is spliced from 9 exons. Gene Ontology annotation, biological process: lipid metabolic process. Bases 83 to 1432 code for a protein of 449 amino acids.